AAAUCAUUUCAUUUGUCAAAAAACCAAAACUACGCUUGCGCAUUUUCAAUUUAUUGAUUUAUAUUCCGCUAAAUAAUUUCUUUAUUUUGGCAUACCAAAUGACAUCAGGAAGUUUUCAAAUGACUGAUGGAUCUACUACAGAACAUUUGAAGAAAUUCGUCUUCACAAACGUUACACAAGCAAAUCAAGGCAUACCACCUGAAAAGUCUCUUGAAAUACUUAUUCCCGAGCUCCUGCAAUCCGGCUACUCGUUUUACACUUGGCCUUGUGCUCCAAUUCUAGCUUGGUUUCUGUGGGAACGACGUCAUUCAUUAGUUGGGAAACGAGUUCUAGAACUUGGUGCUGGCACCGCUCUUCCUGGUAUUUUAGCCGCAAAGUGCGGAGCCCAAGUAGUCCUCAGCGAUAAUUGUAUUCUUCCAAAAUCAUUGGCACACAUUCGCCGUGCUUGUUUGGCAAACAAUUUAGUUCCUGGUCAAAGCAUUGAUGUAAUCGGUCUCAGUUGGGGUUUACUAUUAAACAGUGUCUUCAACUUGGGUAGCCUUGAUUUAAUCAUUGCUGCCGAUUGUUUCUACGAUCCAGGUGUAUUCGAAGAUAUUGUUGUUACAAUAUCAUUUUUAUUAGACAGGAAUCCCGAAGCAAAGUUCAUAUUCACUUAUCAGGAACGUAGCGCUGAUUGGUCAAUAGAGGCAUUGCUAAAAAAGUGGAAUUUACAUGCAGUUCAGAUCAAUAUCGACGAUAUUGGAAAGUAUUCUGGAGUAGAUUUGAUUGAAUUGAUGGGCGGUCAUACCAUUCAUUUAGUUGAAGUAUCUAAAUAAAGUUAAGAAAAACAAAUUUAAAUAAAAUGUCUCAGGUAGUCCGCAAUUCUUAUAAACUAUUUGUUGGGAAUCUAGCAUGGACAGUGGGAAGUCGUGAUUUGCAAUUGUACUUUUCAAAAUUUGGACACGUUAGCAAUGCAACAGUUAUAUU
Molecule: messenger RNA, 966 nt
Organism: Episyrphus balteatus (marmalade hoverfly)
Lineage: Eukaryota; Metazoa; Arthropoda; Insecta; Diptera; Syrphidae
Product: histone-arginine methyltransferase METTL23
Exons: 2
Coding region: 99-815 (238 amino acids)
Cellular component (GO): nucleus; cytoplasm
Source: RefSeq, a predicted model, not a curated record